This is a messenger RNA of Auxenochlorella protothecoides, 228 nucleotides long. RefSeq lists its product as hypothetical. Bases 1 to 228 code for a protein of 75 amino acids. The transcript has a single exon. NCBI's taxonomy places the organism in Eukaryota, Viridiplantae, Chlorophyta, Trebouxiophyceae, Chlorellales, Chlorellaceae. The record is from RefSeq and is a predicted model, not a curated record.
AUGUGGGAUGGGGUGCUCGCUGGAGUCGGGCGCCUCCGCCAUGCAACACACCAUAGGACCUGUAUAUCGCAUUCUGCCCAUAGUACAUGGCUUUGUUGGCAGCUUCCUCUGCAUCGGGCAUGGGUGCGGGCCAUCAUGAAUUACGCUGGGUGGUGUGCGUGCGGAGCCCGCAGCUUUCAUAACGGUCGCCAUUCCUCACGCCUGGAUCAUGCCAUUGACAGCGAGUGA